AUGUGUUUCCACUUCCUGUUUCUGGUGCCAUACUUCAAACUGUGCUUUAGCAUCAGCGUCACAUCAGUGUCUCAUCAGUGUCUCAUCAGUGUCAUCAGUGUCUCAUCAGUGUCUCAUCAGUGUCAGUGUCUCAUCAGUGUCUCAUCAGUGUCUCAUCAGCGUCACAUCAGCGUCUCAUCAGCGUCACAUCAGCGUCUCAUCAGCUUCUCAUCAGCGUCUCAUCAGCGUCUCAUCAGCGUCUCAUCAGCGUCUCAUCAGCUUCUCAUCAGCGUCACAUCAGCGUCUCAUCAGCUUCUCAUCAGCGUCUCAUCAGCGUCUCAUCAGCGUCUCAUCAGCGUCUCAUCAGCGUCACAUCAGUGUCUCAUCAGCGUCUCAUCAGCGUCUCAUCAGCGUCACAUCAGUGUCACAUCAGCGUCUCAUCAGCGUCUCAUCAGCGUCUCAUCAGCGUCACAUCAGUGUCUCAUCAGCGUCUCAUCAGCGUCUCAUCAGCGUCUCAUCAGUGUCUCAUCAGCGUCACAUCAGUGUCUCAUCAGCGUCUCAUCAGUGUCAGUGUCUCAUCAGUGUCUCAUCAGUGCCUCAUCAGCGUCUCAUCAGCGUCUCAUCAGCGUCACAUCAGUGUCUCAUCAGCGUCUCAUCAGCGUCUCAUCAGCGUCUCAUCUGUGUCAUCAGUGUCUCAUCAGUGUCACAUCAGUGUCUCAUCAGUGUCUCAUCAGUGUCUCAUCAGUGUCUCAUCAGCGUCUCAUCAGCGUCUCAUCAGCGUCUCAUAAGCGUCUCAUCAGUGUCUCAUCAGUGUCUCAUCAGCGUCACAUCAGUGUCACAUCAGCGUCUCAUCAGCGUCUCAUCAGCGUCUCAUCAGCGUCACAUCAGUGUCUCAUCAGCGUCACAUCAGCGUCUCAUCAGCGUCUCAUCAGUGUCUCAUCAGCGUCACAUCAGUGUCUCAUCAGUGUCUCAUCAGUGUCAGUGUCUCAUCAGUGUCUCAUCAGUGUCUCAUCAGCGUCUCAUCAGCGUCUCAUCAGCGUCACAUCAGUGUCUCAUCAGCGUCUCAUCAGCGUCUCAUCAGCGUCUCAUCAGCGUCUCAUCUGUGUCAUCAGUGUCUCAUCAGUGUCACAUCAGUGUCUCAUCAGUGUCUCAUCAGUGUCUCAUCAGUGUCUCAUCAGCGUCUCAUCAGCGUCUCAUCAGCGUCUCAUAAGCGUCUCAUCAGUGUCUCAUCAGUGUCACAUCAGUGUCACAUCAGUGUCUCAUCAGCGUCUCAUCAGUGUCUCAUCAGCGUCUCAUCAGUGUCACAUCAGUGUCUCAUCAGUGUCACAUCAGUGUCUCAUCAGUGUCACAUCAGUGUCAUCGGUAUCUCAUCAGUGUCUCAUCAGUGUCACAUCAGUGUCUCAUCUCAUCAGUGUCUCAUCUCAUCAGUGUCUCAUCAGUGUCUCAUCUCAUCAGUGUCUCAUCAGUGUCUCAUCAGCGUGA
Messenger RNA from Knipowitschia caucasica, 1461 nucleotides. The record is from the annotation of a GenBank genome assembly. Lineage: Eukaryota; Metazoa; Chordata; Actinopteri; Gobiiformes; Gobiidae.